UUGAUAUACUUUCUCUAAAUAACCCGAAAGUCCCAAAUCUAAAAUUUUGAAAAUCUUUGCAUCAGCGCCACACUCCUUUUGGCGCCUCAAAUAAAACUUAAAUAUAUAAUCGGAACGAUUCACACCCUCAAGCAAAAAGAUAUACAAUACACAAUGGCACCGAAAAACACCCUUUCUCUUCCACCGCCAACAAUCCCAAUCGGAAAUUGUCAAGUGAGUGUUGAAGCUAGAAACUACAGCUAUGAAUCCAAUCAAAACACACUUCAAAUCUCUUUGUCCAAAUACAAUAAAAUUAAUAUUAUCGUGUCCGAGGAUGCGAAUAAGCAAGGGUUUGAUGAUGCUAAUCCUCGUGGUCACGAGGGAAAAGGUGAUUACUGUUUUGUGGUUAUUAAUGCGAAAGAUGAUGAUCCUGAAUCGAAGUCUAUGCUUCAGGAGGCAUUGAACAUGUAUAAGAAAGAAUUGCCUGCUAUGAAUUAUGCGGCAAAUACUGGGAAGAAAUCUACAUUUCUUCAAAGAUGCGUGUCAAAUGGGAAAUUCUGCACUUUACUUGUGAGAUUAUCUUCUGAGGAAGGAAUUGGAGAGGUUCUUUCCGCAGUAACUUACCAAAUAAUUCCCGCUGAUUCACUGUAUGCUGAAAUUCCUCUUGCUGCUGUUCGCUCAAUCAACCAACACAAGGGGAUUGGCCAUCUCAUGUACAUGGAACUGAAAAGAAGACUGCAGAGUGUUGGUGUCCGCACUAUAUACUGUUGGGGAGAUGAAGAGUCUGAAGGAUUUUGGCAUAAACAGGGAUUUGUACCGGUUGGAGAGGUGAACACCAAAGGUAGAGCUCGGAAACUACCUGUUAGGGCUGAUGUUCGUAGAGCAUUAUGCUUACCUGGCGGCUCAACCCUUAUGGUUUCUCAUCUUGUUAAAGAUUUAGCUAACUCUACAGAACCUUUGAAUCAUUCAUCUCCGCCAAAGCUAUUAACUUGGUCUUCACCGCUUGCUAUUUGUGAAGUUCAAGAGCCAGGAGGCAUAACAAAGGUCCUGGAUCCUCCUAAUAACUCAAUUCCAGUGACUCCCGGCUCUUCAUCCCAUGAAGCAAAAACAUUGAUAUCGGAUGCAGGUUGCCGGGAUAUGGUUCCCCUGGAGGAUCUUAACUGCACAAAAAUAGCUACUACUCUAGAAUUGGACCAAACUGAAGCUGAUGCUGACGGGAAGAAUUGUUCUUGUUCUGCUCCCAGUUCUGGUGCAAAGAAGAGAAGGGUAUGGGAUGCUUCCCAUACCUCACUAAACUCAAAGAAAGUAAAGGGAGCUCAUCUAAGUUCUUGUGAGUUAGAUUCUAGAGAUUGUCUUGUGGAUGGAAGCUCUUUGGCCUCUUACACAAACAAAAUUUUGCCUAAUGUUGCUACCAAGGGUCCUUUAAGUCACACUUUUGCAGAUGGGAAUGACGAUGAUAAUGAAAUCAGUAAUUUUGCAUUACAAAAUCUCAGCAAAGAGGAGAAUUUAACAAGGCCAAAUUGCUACAAAAUUAUGCUCAUGAAUAUUGCUGAUAAAGCUAAGCAAUUCCGUCUGACCAAGAUUAUUAAAGAACUUGGUGGGGAUGUUAUUACAGAUGGAAGUCUCGCAACCCAUGUGAUCACUGGAAAAGUGAGGAGAACUUUAAAUUUCUGCACAGCGCUUUGCUGUGGAGCUUGGGUGAUAUCAGCAUGCUGGUUGAAAGAAAGUUAUCGGCAGGGCAGAUUUGUUGAUGAAAGGCCUUUUCUUCUGACAGACAAUGAGUACGAAGUGAAGUAUAGAAUUGAGCUACAAACUGCAGUUUUUAGAGGAAAGGCAAAUCCUCAAGCUUUGCUUCGUGGGUAUGAUAUAUGUGUCUCAGCCAAUGUCCAACCUCCAGCAAGUACCAUAUCAAAAAUUGCUACAUGUGCUGGUGGAAAGGUCAUCCAUGGCAUUGAUGAAAUGAAUGAAGCGUCAAAAACAAUAUAUGUCGCAAGUGAAGUGGAGAUGAAGGAAGCACUUGUUGCUGUGAACAGGGGAAUAUGGACUUUCAGCUCAGAGUGGUUUAUGAAUUGUGUGAUGAAGCAAGAACUAGACUUUGACGCUCCCCAGUUUGCAGAAUCUCUUUAAUCUCUUGCUGACUUCUAAAACUCAUUUAGCAGACAGCAAGUAGAGUUGCAAAUAUGGAUGUAGAUAUAUUUAUAAAUGCCUUGAAGGUUUGAAAUCAAAUUUUUGGUAUACAUUGAACUGCUAAACACAGCCUGGUUUUUGGGUUUUGUCCUCUAUAAUUUGUCAAACUCAUCAGCCGUUUUGGCCGGUGGUAUUAUUAGAAGUUCUUCUUAGUUUUA
Molecule: messenger RNA, 2324 nt
Organism: Daucus carota subsp. sativus
Lineage: Eukaryota; Viridiplantae; Streptophyta; Magnoliopsida; Apiales; Apiaceae
Exons: 14
Coding region: 154-2106 (650 amino acids)
Source: RefSeq, a predicted model, not a curated record